Molecule: messenger RNA, 1165 nt
Organism: Mercenaria mercenaria
Lineage: Eukaryota; Metazoa; Mollusca; Bivalvia; Venerida; Veneridae
Product: carbohydrate sulfotransferase 14-like
Exons: 3
Coding region: 1-1074 (357 amino acids)
Biological process (GO): carbohydrate biosynthetic process
Cellular component (GO): membrane
Molecular function (GO): sulfotransferase activity
Source: RefSeq, a predicted model, not a curated record
AUGUCCAAGGUGCUGGCAAAGCAUAUUGAGAUACCUAAAGCAGUGAGAGAAAACCGAACAGAACUCGGUCAACCAAAAAUAUCAAAUGCAACUUCCAAUAUUCAAGAGAAAAUCUCGAAAGCGAAAUGUAAAGGAGCCAGAUACCAAACAGAGGAAAUGACCAUGAAACAUCUCGAAACAAAAUACAUUAACAAAACAAGUGAUCGAAGUGAUGGAGUUAGGAGACCAAAAGAAACUAAAUAUUACGGGAAGGACUACGGAAGUGAUAAUAUCAAAACUAAAUAUAUAAUGCACAAGUUGUUUAAUGAAAAUGGUCACAGUCUUUCAGCGAAACAACGCGCAAACCUUGUCAAGGAAAGAUGUCAAACAUUUCUGAAGGAAAACAAUUUACGACUUAAUCCCAGUGUAAAAUGUAGAUACGAUCGAGAAUUUAUGAGAAGUCGCCGUUAUAACUUAACAAUUUGCUACAACAGUAAAGUGGCUUCGACGAACACAAAACGUGUGCUUUACGUUCUUGACCACAACUUUACUGGUGAUAUCACCAGUCUCGCAGCGUUUACGGUGGGUAUAUACGGUAAAAAAUGCAGGAAUAAUUUCCAACAAAUUAUGUCUGAGAAACAUCGUAUCAGUGUAAUGAUGGUAAGAGAACCACUAGAAAGGUUACUAUCUGCAUAUAGAGAUUCACGUGCUUAUGCGAAGCACAUUAUCAAAGACCCUUCGUUUUCAUUUAAAAAAUAUUUGCAACUUAUUUUAGACAGACAAAUGAAAAAAAUAAACAAACAUAUGUAUCCGUAUUUUGAAAGGUGUCGGCCGUGUGAAAUGCAGUAUGACUUUAUUGGUCUUCAACACCACUUUAACGACGAUAUUAAAGCUGUGUUGCAGGACAUCGGUGCCAGUGGAAAAGUUGAUAUACCAACAAGAAAUGAAACCGGUUACACUUCUGAAUCAAGUGAUAAGCUGUUAAAACUGUAUUUUAGCAAAGUUCCAAAUGACAUUAUACAUAAAUUGUGGGAGAAAUAUUACAAAGACUAUUAUAUAUUUGGAUUUCCUUAUCCGUCACAUCUGAUGAACUGAAAAAGAUAAAAGUGGUCAAUGUUUUAUUUUUCAAGUUUCAAAUUCUGAAGAAAUAUUUCGUAACAGAAGUUGAGAUGUUGUUGUAGGGAUA